Molecule: messenger RNA, 3506 nt
Organism: Corticium candelabrum
Lineage: Eukaryota; Metazoa; Porifera; Homoscleromorpha; Homosclerophorida; Plakinidae
Product: centrosomal protein of 112 kDa-like
Exons: 32
Coding region: 56-3271 (1071 amino acids)
Source: RefSeq, a predicted model, not a curated record
CGCUUAUUGUUCACGCAAUGUCCCGUAUAAGACACUUAGGCUACAAAAUUCGAGCAUGCGUGGUUCAUGCACUUUCCCGUAUAACAUCUACAAACUUGAGCAUGCGUGGAACAGUCAGCGCGCCUUUCGAAGAGUCUCGUCGCUUCUCAGACUUGUGACUCACCGAAUCCGUUUGCAGCCGUAUUUCGGACACAGGCAGCAGCACACCAUGAGUCGACGCGGACGCAGAAACUACGAGGAAGCGGAACAGAAAAGUUUCCAGCAAAUGCUGAACGAAAUGAAGCCAUUAGCGAGGCAACUGACAGACAGAGAAGAAAAGCGGAGAGUUGUGUUGUGGCUACGGAAACUGCAAGAGCCUGUUGGGCAGUCACCAGUCAAAUCAGAAAAUCGUAACAUGUAUGCGAGGCUGCUUCUGCAUAUGCUGAAACGUGGCGUGUUGGAAGGGCCUUUUAAUCAGUCGCCUGAACACGGAGAGCUGAAGACUUUGCCUUCAUAUAUGUCUAUUUAUUUUGACGAUCCACACGAUGGUCUGCAAGUCGAUGAUUUGUCACUGAAUUUGUCAGACUCUGAAUUUGACUUGGAAACGGAGACACGGCAUGAAGUUUCAAAAUCAGCAACCGCUGGAACAAAAGGCUUUAUGCAUAUGAGUCGAGCUAUCUCGCCAAUAUUGAGUGAGAUAACUGAUCAGGAAAGUUUGCUUGAAACCGAGAGUCAACUGCCACUCGAGUCAUUGAAUGGUGAAGGUAGUGAGCUUGACAUUGAUCUUGAUUUGGAGCUGCAAGAGCUGGCUGAAGAGGAGAGGCAUGCGUCGAGGUCAUUAGGGAGACCAACUACUUCAAGAAAAGCGGUUACUAAUGUAGAUAUGAGCAGUGGAGUACGAGACUCGUUAACUAGAGAUAACCAUGAAGACGAUGUUGAUAGAUUGCUAACACGGAGGAAAGGAGCCACAGUGACUAAUCAGAUGGGACAGAUGACGAGCAGUCUGCAUGCAUCUGGACGAGCUGCACCUUCUUCCGUUUCUAUUAUGUCAUUAUCCCGUUCUCAUGCUGAUGCAGCGCUGCAGUCAUUUCGGGAUGAGAGGAACAGAAUUCGAUUGCAGCAGAAAGAGGUUGAUUUGAAGCUGAAAAUGGCAGACACCAGAUUUCAAGAGGAAAAGCUGCAGUUACAGUCUCAACACGAUCGCCAACUGAAAGAGAUGCUAGAUCACAAAAACACUGAGAUUGAAGUCAUCAAAGCAGAGAUGGUACGGAAAGUUCAAGAAGUUGAAUUGACGGUUGAAUCACUGGAGAGGAAGGUUGCACAGUUGGAACGAGAAUGCCAGCAUGUUCGUGAACAUAAAGACAAGCAGCUGAAUGAGCUGAAGACAAAAGCACAGCAGAAGAUACAAGAACUCACAACUGAUUAUGAAACAAAGUUGGAAGAGGCUGCAGCUGAAAGUGAAGGUCAAAAGCUUGCUCUGAAACAACAGCACGGCCGCAGCAUGCAAGAACUCGUGGAAGAAACGGGCGAAAGAUUGAGACGUAUGGAGAGUGAAUAUAAUACACAAUCAGAGAGUAAGGAUGGAGUGAUUACAGAACUUGAAGGACAGCUCAAACGACUAAGACAGGAUAGAGAGCAAGCUGUCACUGCAAGCAAUAGAAUGGCUAGGGACAAGGUUGAACUGGAACGAUUACAAGAGGCUAUGCAGCAGCAGUUGGAGAACACAAGGAAAAGAAUUGAUGAGUUGGAGAGCGAGAGGUUAAGGAUGACGGAGGAACACGAACGUGAGGUGAAAGAGUUGAGGAGUCAAAGUCAAGCGAUACAGGAAGAAAUGAAACACGAACACACUGUAUCAACCGCAAGAGCUGCUGAUCAAAUAUCAGAUUUGGAACAGACGUUGAGGGAACUGAAGAGAGGCUUGAAGCUUAAUGAACAGGAGAAACAAAAGAGCAUCAAGAGUCUUGAGAUGGAACAUCAGAGAGAGAAACAGACACUCGAAAAUGCAUAUGAAAAGAAGAUUGAACGGAUGCAGGCAGAAUUGCUAAAACAAGAAGCCGAGAACAAACAGAAAGUGCAAAAGCUUAUGGCAAUAGUGAAGGAACGUGAUGAGCAUAUAGCAGAUAUGAAGACAAGACACCAACAGCAAGUACAACGAGCUGAACAAGCACUGGAUACCUUCAAGCAUGAGUCAGACAAGAAGACAGAACGUUUGUAUGAAGACACACGAGCGCAGAUGCAGAAAGUUUUAUCUGAUUUGAAGAAGACGAAUGCCGCAAAAGAGAAACUUGUACGCGACUCGACUAGAGAGAAAGAAGAGCUCAUACUCAAACACAGCAGAGAGCUCUCCGACACAAAACUGCAUUAUGAACAAGAAAAGGCCGUUUUAACUCAACAGCAUGCAGUGGAACUAGAAUCAAUACAAAGGAAGCAAGAACGAGAGAAGGUUGCUGCUGUGAAGCAGAUGCAAUCAGAAAUGGCUGAGCAGGAGAUGAAGUUGCACUCGAAAGAACAACAAGAUGCUCAGAGAAUGUCUGAACUGGAAGAUGAGGUUCAAAAACUUCAUGACGAGCUAGAAGAGGAACGUUCUCGUCACCAAUCAGACAUGACUCAGUUAGAAUUGUAUUAUAAAGAACAACAGCAGUUGGCUGCACACUCUCAUGAUGCUGCUAUGGCAAAGCGUCAGUCAGAGUUGGAGCAGCAUCACUUGCAGUUGCAACAAGAACAUAGUGCUGAAAUUGAGAAGCUCAUGCAAAGGACCAAUGGAAGACAGAAAGAAAUGGAGAGAGAAUAUACAGCAAAGAUAACGAAAGCUAAUGAGGUUAUAAGUCAAUUGCAAUCACAUGUGCAGGAACUGAGAGCAGAAAAGCAUCGGUUGAAAGAACACUGGCAGGAUCAGUUGACAAACAACAAGACGAAACUUGAGGCAGAUAUCUUGUCACUGAGAAAUAAACAUCAUUCAACAGUGCAGUCAAUUGAACAAGAGCUGAUGGCUAGCAAGAAUUUGGUACGACAGCUGGAAAAGAAAAUCAGACAACUACAAGUAGAAGAUGAUGAAAGGGUGUCAACCCUUCGGCUUCAGUACGAAGAAAGAUUACGAGGACUAAUGCCUGGAUCAGUAAGAGAGCAACUUGAAGGCACAAUCACUUCUCUGAAGAGUCAGACCAGGCUCCUGGAACAGAGGAAUAAACUGCUACAAGAUGAGCUGGACAGCAGACAAUCUCCUCGCACUCACUCGAUGCCUGCUUUGUCCCAUCCCUUAAGUAACACUCCUUAUCGACCUCCAGUCUCAUGAUCAGCAUGUAUGUAGUUGCAUGUAGCAAAUCUUUAAUGAUAAUCACAAUAAUAAGCAGAACGACGAACUUGAGAUGAUAGUGUUAUAAAGAUGUGUUAAUAAGUCAUUAUGUACAGACAGCAAUAACAUUUUUCUUGUCAUCAAUGGACAUCUAACUUGUAUUAGGGUGAGGGGUCAGUAUUUAGUUUCUCUCAAGAUUUUCUCAGGAUACGCGCUGUACGUACUGAGUAGUAAU